UCUUUGACCCUUUCUUCCAUUGUUGAUCUCUUCUUCCUUCCUUCUCCGUCUUCUCUAUUGCUUGCUUCUGGGGUUUCGAUUUCCUUCUCUUCGUCACUGUAUAUGGGCGACGCGAAACCGGGGAUCGUGAUGGCCAACAGAGAUCGGGAGCUUCUGAUCCCAGUUGCUCACUCCGGCGAAGAUGAUCACGAUUCUACUCCCAAACCCUCUCCUUCCUCCUCUUCCUCUUCUUCUCAGGAGACGUUUUACAAGUUGAUAAGAAGCUGGGCGUCAAAGAAGUUCAUGACUGGAUGUGUUAUCUUGCUUCCAAUGGCGAUCACUUUCUAUGUGACUUGGUGGUUUAUUCAUUUCGUUGAUGGGUUCUUCUCCCCUAUUUAUGCUCAACUCGGAAUCGAUAUCUUUGGGCUUGGCUUUAUCACGUCUAUUACAUUCAUCUUCUUGGUUGGAGUGUUCAUGUCAUCAUGGUUAGGGACUUCGGUUCUCAAUUUGGGAGAGUGGUUUAUCAAGCGGAUGCCGUUUGUUCGCCACAUCUACAAUGCCUCCAAGCAAAUCAGUACUGCCAUUUCACCAGAUCAAAACACUCAGGCUUUCAAAGAAGUAGCCAUUAUAAGGCAUCCACGUAUUGGUGAGUACGCCAUUGGGUUCAUCACAUCGACCGUUGUUCUACAGACUUACACGGAUGAAGAGGAGCUUUGCUGUGUCUAUGUGCCUACAAAUCACCUUUACAUUGGGGAUGUGUUCCUUGUAAAUACGAAGGACGUGAUCAGACCAAACCUCUCAGUAAGGGAAGGCAUAGAGAUCGUAGUGUCAGGAGGAAUGUCAAUGCCGCAAGUUCUGUCAACACUUGACAUGAGAAUUGCUCCAGAAAGAAGUAGAAGUAGUAGAGUUGAAAGAAGCUGAAGAUUAGUCCUUUCCCAAAAAGAAAACAGAUUCUCAAAUCUUUAUUUUUCCAUGUCUUUUCUGUUGGAUUCAGUUAAUUUCACAUGUGAAGUUCAAGCAUUAGAAAAGUAAUCGUGUCCUAGAAGUGGUUUGUUCUCGAGACUAUCUCCGUUUGUGUUAGUACUGUUUGUGUCUAUAUACUAGAUUCUCUUACUCUCAAGUAAACUGUACCGAUAUAUUCAUCUAGGUCCAUCCCAUUUUACUACAGUUUGUUUUACGAAGGUCGUAUGUAUUACAACAGCAUUUACAGGA
Molecule: messenger RNA, 1191 nt
Organism: Brassica oleracea var. oleracea
Lineage: Eukaryota; Viridiplantae; Streptophyta; Magnoliopsida; Brassicales; Brassicaceae
Product: protein CONTINUOUS VASCULAR RING 1-like
Exons: 7
Coding region: 103-900 (265 amino acids)
Biological process (GO): stem vascular tissue pattern formation
Cellular component (GO): Golgi apparatus
Source: RefSeq, a predicted model, not a curated record